AUUGUCGUGAUACAAAGUUCAUAGUUACUAUCGUUGUGAAGAAUUGAAAUCGUGUAUUUUGGUUAAACAUAACGGAUUAUCGAAAGGCAAUGGAUUCUAAACUGAUAAUCACUUGUAUUUUGAUUGUGUGCUUAUCGUUUGGUGUUGGUGGUACGCCACCCCGAGACUCACGCGAUAUUCAUAACAAAGAGAUCGUUGGCCAAGCAUCCAAUAUCAUCACAUCGAAACUGCUGAAAGGUAGUAUCGAUAGCAACAAAAACAGCGUUUUUUCACCAUUCGGCUAUGCAACCAUACUGGCCAUUUUGGAAGAAGGUGCUACCGAUGAUACACAAAAUGAUAUUAAAGCCGUUCUAAAGCAUCCCAAUGAUCGAGCACUCAUUCGAGGUGCAUAUCGAUCAGUUUUGUCACAUUUUCAAGGCUUAGAUCCAGAAAUAGCCCCUCAAUUCCGCACCUGGUUCUAUAUAUACAAAAACAACACGGCUGAUGAAUCUUUCAAACAAAUACUGCAAAAAGAUUACUACGUCACUGUGAAAGAUGUGGAGCCAUUGAAUUUCGAUGAAGAGGAAGCAACACAACCAAUUUCCAAACCAGCCGAAGAACAAGAUGCAUCCAAGACAUCGGAUGAACAAGUUACACCAACCAAUAGUAAAGACGUCGUUGAAUUUGAUUCAUACAAAAUGGAAGGUGGCUCAUUUGAUGAAACGCGAAUCGACGGCCAAAAAGAUGCAUCGAAAUUUGACGAAGUGGUUGAAGAUCGACAAUAUGUUGAGGUUCCGGUUAUUAAAAACGAAUUGCAACAAAUAACCAAAAAUGAAGAAGGAGAAAAUGCAAAAUCUGAAGAAGCCAUUUCAUCGUCAAAUAAGGAGGCGCAAGAAAAGAUAAUGCAUUUGCCUUUCAAACAAUACGAAGAAAUGGAAAUCAUGCAAGCCGAAGAGAGUCGUUCAGGCAAAGCUUUUGGCGGAAAAUACGGCGAAGGCGCUUCAAUUAUUAGUGGCAACUCAAUCGUUGGUGAAAAAGAGAAUUUCACGGAAAAGGACACAUACAAAUUCGAACCGAAAAUGUUGCUAUUCAACGGAUUGUAUUACCAUGGACAAUGGGCCACUCCAUUCCAAAAUUUGCGAGAUGAAAACAUUCAAAAUAUAUUCUAUUCGUUGGAUGAUGAGAAAGUGCCGAUAAAAAUGAUGCGAGCUCAUGGAUACUUCCGAACGGGAAUUGUUCCAAAGUACAACAGUGAAGCCAUCGAACUUCCAUACGAUAACAUUCGAUACUCCAUGCUGCUGAUAAUGCCACAAGGUCCAGACGGUUUGAAAAAACUGAUUGACGAAUUCAAUACAAAUAGUAUAAACGAAAUUUCAACUGGUUUACAAGAAGAAUUGAUCAAUAUUGCUAUACCGAAAUUCGAAGUGCAAACAAAUAAUGGUGCAGAAAAGGUUUUGGUCAAAGAAGGUUUAGCGUCAUUGUUCACAUCAAAAGCGGAUCUCAGCGGCAUAUCCAAAGCGCAAAAACUGCGCGUCGGCGAACUUCAGCAACACGUUGUACUCACUGUUGAUGAACUCUCGACCGCCGAAAACUUUAUGACCGCAUCGAAUGUAGUACGAACAGAAGCGCCAGCAAACGAACGCUCCGUUAUCAUUAACCGACCGUUCUUGUUCUUUAUUCGCGAUCGCAUUGAUGAUGUCACCAUCAUUGCAGGCAAAAUCACAUCAUUGGAAGCUUUUGCCAUGGACGAACCCCAACUACCCAAUAACUAAUCUUCAACUUAUAUUUAUAACUUUGUGAUAAGGAAGGUUUAAACGGUCAAUUAUUUUUAUCUCCUAAGUUUAAUCCAAGCAAAUGAAUUGAAUUUACUUUAAUAAUAUAUAACUUCAUUCGAUAUUACAGAUACUUAAAACAAAAUGUAAUGACAAGUUGAAUAAAUGAAUACGACAUUUAAU
Sitodiplosis mosellana (orange wheat blossom midge) is the source of this 1934-nucleotide messenger RNA. RefSeq names its product serpin B13-like. Lineage: Eukaryota; Metazoa; Arthropoda; Insecta; Diptera; Cecidomyiidae. The coding region runs from base 90 to 1751 and encodes 553 amino acids. Gene Ontology annotation, molecular function: serine-type endopeptidase inhibitor activity. The record is from RefSeq and is a predicted model, not a curated record. The transcript has 5 exons.